AUGGAAGUUAUGCUAUUGAUAAUAUUCAUGGCCAUGGUGGCGCCAAACCAUGCGACGGACUACGACAUCAUGAAGUUCGGGGCCAAGGCCGAUGGCAAGUCCGACGACAGUGUGGCGAUAUCAAAUGCGUGGCAAGAAGCUUGCAAGAGCACGUCGCCGAGCAAAGUCAUUAUCCCGAAAGGAAAUUAUAUGGUUGGGCCGACAAAGAUCCAGGGGCCGUGUCAAGCUCCCGUCACUAUUCAAGCGACGGGUGCCCAAUUAGUGGCCCCGGAGGAUCCCCAAUUGUUUAAAUCACAGAAUUCGUGGUUCCAAUUUCAAACCAUAAAUGCAUUAACUAUGAUCGGAGGAUCCUUCGAUGGCAAAGGGGAGCUUGCAUGGAAACAAAACGAUUGCGCAAAGACCGGAAAGUGUGGAUCUAUUCCUAUCAAUCUGAGUUUGAACAAGCUCACAAAUACUCUACUCCAAGACGUACAAUCCAUUGAUAGCAAGCAAUUCCACAUGAACAUUUUGGGUUGCCUAAACCUAACCCUCGUCGGCACAAAGAUCUCAGCGCCGGACCAUAGUUUGAACACCGACGGUAUUCACAUAGGCCGUUCUAGCGGGGUGAACAUCUCUAUGGCGGAUAUAAAGACCGGGGACGAUUGUGUCUCCAUCGGUGACGGGAGCCAACAAGUGAACAUCGAGAAGGUCACUUGCGGGCCACCCGGACACGGCAUUUCGAUUGGAAGCCUAGGUAGGUACCAGAACGAAGAACCCGUUGUUGGCAUAACGGUAAGAAAUUGCACCAUCACAAGCACAAUGAACGGGGUCAGAGUCAAGACAUGGCCCGGGAAUCCUAAGCCCGGUGUCGCUCGAACCUUGCAUUUCGAGGACAUUAACAUAAACAACGUGAGCACACCUAUCUUGAUCGAUCAAGAGUAUUGUCCUUACAACCAUUGCACAUCAAAGAACCCGUCUACCGUGAAGCUGAGUGACAUUAGCUUCAAAAACAUCCGGGGAACAUCAGCAAGCCAAUUGGCCGUGCAACUUAAAUGUAGUAAAGGAAUACCGUGCGAGAAUGUCGAGUUGAGUGACAUCAACUUCACCUACCAAGGAGUCAACGGAUCCGAGGCUCUAUCCGAAUGCAAAAAUGUGCAACCUAAACUUAGCGGCCAACUCUUUUUCCAAUCUUGUGGUGAGCCUGCUGCCUAAUUAAAAUAAAUACAUGCCUAGCUUUCAUAUAUAUAUAUAUAUAUAUAUGUAUAUGUAUGCAAUACAUAGUAUGUCAAGUUGUAAUAAAGCCACAAAAAAAAAUUGUGUGCUUAGUUAAGGUGAAUAAGGGUGCGUAGAGAGUUCCCCGAUUCGGGUGGUGAAAGAAACACCUCGAAUGCUUAGUAGUAUAGUGUACUUAGAUUUGUUUGUUAUUCUUUUAGCUAGUCGAAUUUUUGUAGUUUCAUCGAAAUAAAAGGACUCCUACAUAUGAUUUUGCAAUGUGUUCGAAUU
Messenger RNA from Andrographis paniculata, 1482 nucleotides. RefSeq names its product exopolygalacturonase-like. Gene Ontology annotation, biological process: carbohydrate metabolic process. The coding region runs from base 1 to 1191 and encodes 396 amino acids. Lineage: Eukaryota; Viridiplantae; Streptophyta; Magnoliopsida; Lamiales; Acanthaceae. The transcript is spliced from 4 exons. Gene Ontology annotation, molecular function: polygalacturonase activity. The record is from RefSeq and is a predicted model, not a curated record.